AUCUUUUCCGCGUCGCUGUCUGCGUGUGUGGCCCAUUGCGCCUAGUGAUAUCAGAUCACUCUCGACUGCUUCUACAGAUUCGAAUAUAUUGUCGACUUCUGAAUGUCCUCCCGUGCGCUCCGCAAGCUGCAGAAGCAGCGCGAACAAGAGCUGCAGCUGGCACAACUCGAACAAGAGAAUGAUGACUCGAGCGAUGAAGAGCCAGUGGUCCGGUCGUCGAAGCCGAAGCUCAAUGCAUUCGACUUGCUGAAUUCAGUUGACGACGACGACGAAGAUGAGCAGGAGUCCGAGAUUGAAGCCGAAAUCGAGGAACCUGAGCCGGUGACUCAACCUAAGGAGGAGGUUCCUGCGCCUGCACCUGCAUCUAAGCCCGCAGCCCCGGGAAAGAAAAACAAAAAGAACAAGAAGAAGAAGAAGGCAGGGGCUAGAUCGGGUGCUGGUGCUGCUUCUCCCGAGGCUACAGGACUGGAUGAUAUCGACAAAGCGCUGAAAGACUUGGCCGUCAACCCUAAACACCCCGCACACUCUGGUGGUUCAGCCGCCGCAGAAGACCGCGAUGCUGGAUUCCCGAAAACACCGGAAGCACUUCUUGCCAUUGAUCCUAGAUGUCUAAAUGCGACGAACGAGAUGCGCAAAUUAUUUGGAAAUGUCGUGUUGGAAAACUUCGAUCAAGAUACUGGAUCGGGUCGCAGGAGAGAUAGAGGUCGGGAGACGCUUGAUUUAGGGCAGGCAUUGACAGGUCGGUAUAGUCCUGCCAGUAGGGGUCAGAGUCUGGCAGGCGUGACGCAGAGGCGGAAUGUUCUCAUGCAGGGCAGGGAUGAGUGGCCUCGGUCUCCCAGUGGUGGCCUUGGAAUGGAGCUGGUCGAAAAGCUCCAAAAUGGCUCCACUAUGUACAAGAUUGUGCACAAUUCUUCAUAUACGGACGUGCAGAGACAGUUCGAUAUGUGCGUGGAGUCAAUGGAUCCCCAAAGAAUGAUCCACCUCCUACAAUACAAUCCAUACCACAUCUCUACACUCCUACAGGUGUCUGAAAUAGCAAAGCAUCAGGGAGAUCAUGCGGUCUCGGCUGACCUACUCGAGCGCGCACUAUUCAAUAUCGGUCGUUCAGCCCAUUCGUCUUUCAGCAACCUCGUUAAGCAAGGCCAGGCAAAACUUGACUUUGUGCAUAUGGAAAACCGCGAGCUGUGGCUGGUUGGCUGGAGGUACAUUGCUAAUCUGGGUAUGAAGGGUACUUGGCGGACGGCGUAUGAGUGGGCGAAACUACUGUUGAGUCUCAAUGAGACUGACCCAUACUGCAUCCGGCUUCUUAUCGAUCACCUGGCCCUGCGAGGCCGAGAAUACGCCCAUUUCGUGGAUCUGUGCACACAGACACGUCUGAGCAAGGAGUGGGAGGCCCUUCCCAACAUCCAGUGCUCGCUCGCGCUGGCUUAUCUACGACUUAAUAAACCGAAGGAAUGCCGCGAGCAGCUGCGUCGAGCAAUGUCGCGCUACCCGUGGGUGUUCUGCAAGAUGGCGCAAGAGCUCGACAUCCAGCCCAUGCCCAAGAGGAUCUGGGGCAAGAUGCCACCCACGGACGCCCAUGAACUCUUUACCGAACUCUAUAUUAGCCGUGCCAAGGACCUCUGGAACACACCCGAAGCGGUUUCUCUGAUUGUAGAAGUGGCCGACACGCUUCCUGACGAAGAAGAGCCUGUUGAACCGCCAGAGAUCUCUCUGGAUAUCGCACGCCAUGUCGUACUGUCCGAUAUCCCUCGGGUCACGACGCACCUGCCCAACCGCUUCGUCACUGGACGCCUCUCCGCAUCCGAUCCCCUUCCCCCAUACGAGUCGGAGGCCUAUCGUCAGCAGUCCGACCCCACGCCAUCCUACUUGUCGCAGGUACCAGAUGUAGGGCGGCCACAAUGGCUGCGAGACCUGCUUGAUCAGCUGAACAACGGAGCUAUUCAUUUCCCUAGGUUCCAGCGUGAUGGAGAGGAAGUACACGAAGAUGACGUUCCAUCGGAGACCGAAGCUGAGGACACCCGUGCGCCGGCCCACCCCAGCGCCGAUCAGCAACCCGUUCUCGAACAGUGGCUGUUGAACGACGGGAUGCACACGCUGGAAGCAUUUCUCCAGCAGUACGGAGUUGAUCGGGGAAAUUGGGGUGAAGUGCUUGACUAUUCCCCACUGACGGAGUAUGUGGAUGGCUUGGAAUUGGUUCAGCCAGAGUCGGAGCGCGAGCGCUUGCUGCAUGGACCAAUUCGGGAGGCGAUGGGGGACAUGGUGGUGUCCAUGCUGGAGGACGAGCUCCAGCUACUUCAGUACGACGAGGAAGAAGCUUGAUACCCAGGGUGAAUAAUCGCGUGUAACCUAUACAACAUUUAGGAAAAGUAUUUGCUGCAUGGGCAUUCAGAUGGGCUUAGUAGACCGGUUAGAAUAUA
Messenger RNA from Aspergillus neoniger CBS 115656, 2420 nucleotides. Its product is annotated as transcriptional repressor TCF25 family protein. Gene Ontology annotation, biological process: rescue of stalled cytosolic ribosome; ribosome-associated ubiquitin-dependent protein catabolic process. NCBI's taxonomy places the organism in Eukaryota, Fungi, Ascomycota, Eurotiomycetes, Eurotiales, Aspergillaceae. The transcript has a single exon. The record is from RefSeq and is a predicted model, not a curated record. Gene Ontology annotation, cellular component: RQC complex. Bases 103 to 2322 code for a protein of 739 amino acids. Gene Ontology annotation, molecular function: protein binding.